AUGAAUAAUACGUGUUGUAUUUGUUAUGACGAUAUAGUAGAUUGUACUAUCACUCCAUGUGGUCAUGCGUUUUGUUACCAGUGUAUUAAAGAAUGGUUGUCAAGAGUACCAAAUUGUCCAGUUUGUAAGAGCCGAGUUUUACUAAAUCAAAUCAUACGAGUUAAUAAGAACAAAAAUCAACCAACCAAAAAUGAACAAUCAACAACUUUUCAAGACAACCUUCCUCUAAUAAAAUUCUGGGGAAAACUUUUAUUAGGUCUUUUGUUCCCAAUAUUGAUGUUUUUGGUUAUUAUUCAAUUAAUGGAUUAA
This is a messenger RNA of Entamoeba nuttalli P19, 309 nucleotides long. RefSeq names its product zinc finger domain containing protein. The coding region runs from base 1 to 309 and encodes 102 amino acids. NCBI's taxonomy places the organism in Eukaryota, Evosea, Mastigamoebida, Endamoebidae. The transcript has a single exon. The record is from RefSeq and is a predicted model, not a curated record.